AUGGCUAAGAAGAGAAGCUGGUUCAAUCUAGUGAGAAGAUUGUUUACUCCAGAGACACAGUCGAAACGAGAAAAGGUAGAUAAUUUUUCUCCGUUGUCAUAUCUCUCAGUGUCUGUUAAAAUGCGUGACUUGAUGUAUUAUGGCAAUGAUCAUCAGGACAGGGGAAGAAAAUGGGUUUUUUUUGGAAAGUUUAAGGUCAAGAGUAGACUAGCCUCCAUUGCAGCACCAGCAUCACCACCAACAAAAAGAACACCAUUAGUUGAAGCAGAGGAGGAGCAGAGCAAGCAUGCUUUAAGCGUUGCUCUUGCCACUGCUGCUGCUGCUGAAGCAGCCGUCGCAGCUGCUCAGGCUGCGGCGGAGGUGGUUUUGAUCACUGGUGCUCCUCAUUCUAUCAGUAAAUGUGAGAAAGAAACAGAUCAUUUAGGCAUCAAAGUUGAACCUGAUGCCCCUCACUCCACUUAUCAAUGUGCGAGGAAGAUCAAAGAACUGGCUGCCAUUAAAAUUCAAGCUGCCUUUCGGGGCUACCUUGCAAGGAAAGCUUUGCGGGCGCUGAAGGGGAUAGUAAAGCUUCAAGCUAUUAUCAGAGGGCGAAACGUAAGACGCCAAGCCAUGACUACUCUGAAAUGCUUGCAAUCCAUUGUAAAUUUACAGUCACAGAUGGAUUUGAACAGUGAAAGAAGAUGGGAUAGCAGCCUUCUGACGAAGGAAGAGGCAGAUGCCUCGUUUCUAAGCAAGAAAGAGGCAGCGAUGAAGAGAGAACGAAUAAGAGAAUACUGGUUCAACCGCCGGAAUUCAGCAGAAGCGGAGCGAAACAAGACAAGUGGAAGAUGGAGGUAUUGGUUAGAUAAUUGGGUGGAUACUCAAGUUGUUAAAAGUAAAGAACUUGAAGAUUUAGACUCAGUUUUAACUUCAAAUCCAAAGCCUAGAGUGGAAUAUAGAGGAAAGCAGAUUAAGCUGAGAGGUUUGCAGAGACUAUAUCACCAUGAGGGCAUAGUUUCUCCCGUUUCAGCUCCAAGAAAAUCCUUCCAUAGAAAGCAAUACUCAUUGGGAGAGGAUUCCUUUUCUAGGUCUCCUGUGGUUCCACCUUACAUGGCAGCAACUGAAUCUGCCAAGGCAAAAUCAAGAUCAGUGAGCUCACCGAAGAAGCUAAGUAGGCCAGGGAGUUUUGAUGCUUACUCUGGCAGCUAUUCUCCAUGUAAGAAUAAGCUUUCUCUAAUAUCAUCUACAACUAAAGAAGUGCCAAGCAGUGCUAGGUAUGGAAGGCCUAGUGCUUAUCAGCAAAGGUCUCCAAGCUUGAAGGGCCUUCCAGUUCCCGUAAAAUGUAACCGGCCGACAUUGAAAGAUCUUAGCUUUGAUUCAGACUGCUCUUUAAAGACUUGGGAUCAACAAAGUUCCUUGAGAUGA
Molecule: messenger RNA, 1404 nt
Organism: Dovyalis caffra
Lineage: Eukaryota; Viridiplantae; Streptophyta; Magnoliopsida; Malpighiales; Salicaceae
Source: the annotation of a GenBank genome assembly